AUGGCGACCUUGGAUGGUGAAGGGCUGGGGCUGGGGCUACAUAAGCCCCAAGACAUGAUGAUGUCUCCGUGGACUGUUGCAGCUCUCCAACGAUACAACAACAACGAGUCUGGAGGAGAAGAUCACGACCUUCAACUGCCCACGACUUUCGACAUCGACUAUCAGAAUCUUUCUCUGCUACUCCAAGAAGCACAAGCGGCAGCCAUAUUAUACCCAUCACAGUGCGCAAAACCGAAGCCCUCGUACCCUGGAGGUACCAUUGUUCGGCCCUGCAGCAUUCCAGUCACCGUUACCACCCUCGUGGUUCCGGCACUGCGAUCUGUAGCCGGAGUGGUGGCGACGAAGGACCCCUACUAUUCCUCGGAAGCAAGCCGAUCGGGCGAUUUGUCCCAGGGCCCCACCCACACCACUACCGAUUACCGAGUUGGAGAAUACGACACAUCGGCUGUACCCCUGAGGCGGCGGCGGAGGAAACACAACAUACUUCCUUUUUCGGCAGUCAACAUGGGUACCUCUACAGGCAGCCGCUGUCUGGAAACCUCAACCUCGACCGAGGAAUUGUGGACUGGUACUAUCAAACCAGCUGUACUCCUCAACGGUAUCAAACCAUGUCUACUCCGAAAAGAUUGCUUCACAGUUAGGACUUUGGAGUUUGAAGUGCCAUUAGACCAUCAUUCUCGUCACACUUUCCAAAAAGAUGCCCUAAAACUGCACGCAGAACUUGUAGACGGCUUUCCAUCUCCCAACCACCCCAACCCAACACCAGAUGCCCUCAGUAGUGUCCCCAUAUCCACCCAGAAACCAUUCAUCCUCUACCUCUGCGGUGGUCCCGGAGACGGAAACCCUUCCGAGAGGGUCCCCGACCUGAACAAGGUCUGUAUAGACAGGGGCUACCAAGUGCUUUACGUCCACUACCGAGGAACCGGUCUCAGUCCUUUGUUCUCCGACUCGACAGUAAAGGACAAGGUCAUGCAAAUGUCCGACAAUGACAAAGCCAGUUACCUCGCCAAGUUCCGACAAGAUAACAUUGUUCGCGACCUCGAAGCUAUUCGACUCUGCCUCGAAAAGAAACUGAACAACAAAAUCAAGUGGACACUCAUAGGCCAAUCCUUUGGCGGCUGGAUAGCCACCACUUACCUCUCCUUCCUCCCCGAAUCCCUACAAGCAGUGUACAUCAGCGCCGGGAUGCCACCGCUGGGCAAGACACCGAGGGAGGUAUACGAGAAGACGUAUGCCCAUAUUGUUAGGAGGAACGAGGAUUACUUUAAUGAGUAUUUUCCCGAAGACCAAGAACAUGUGCGGACUAUUGUUGAGCAUUUGAGGGAUCAGGCACCGUUGCAGAAGGGUUUUGGGGUUGAUGGACAGCCUGCGCAGUUCAGAGGGUAUGAGCUGUAUGGAGAGAAGGGAGAGAGCAGAGGGACUUAUUUGACUUACCAGACUUUCAUGACGCUGGGACGGACGUUUGGGUCUGCUCCUGUUGUUAGCAGAGACGAAGAGGAAGAUGACGACGAACAGCUAUCACCCACCAGCUCAAUCGGGGCUCUGACUAUCAAGCCCAGCAAGAGCUCGUUGGCCUCCUCCAGAGUCACCCAUACCACUGACGCUGAUACACCGAGCGCAUCAGCGUCCUACCGAUCUUCGGUGGCCACGAGCUUCACAUCCACUUCCGACCUGUCUUCCCUCCCGGAACCAACAACAAAAAUCCCACCCGCCUACGCAAAGCUGCACAACCUCAUAACGUAUCUAAUCACCGACCUUAACUCAUCGUCAUCUAAGGGCAUCUCCCAAGAAACACUAACCCUCUACACAAACCUCGAAUCAUUCGCCCUCCACCGCCGCCCCCUCUACGCUUUACUUCACGAAGCAAUCUACUGUUCUUCCACUUGCUCACAAACCAGCCAACCAUCGAACUGGGCUGCUACAGAGGUCGCUUUGUCUCAUCCAUCUGGCGGCUUCAGCUGGCUUUCCCCUUCCCCUUCUCUCUCCUCUUCCCCUUCCACUUCCUCCUCCGCUACCUCCACCACCUCAAUCUCAUCAAUUAUAUCAACGAGGAAGGAGGGAAAGGGAAAGUACUACUUCACAGGCGAAACCCUCCACCCCUCCCCUCUCUCUGCCCUCGGCGGUUCUGCACUCUCCCCCUUCUUAGGCGCAGCCGAUAUCCUCGCCCGGAAAAAUGACUGGCCGGCUCUAUACUCCCUUCCUUCUCUCCAAGCAAAUAGGGAGGGGGUAAGGGUGAGGGCAGUGGCAUACAAAGAGGAUAUGUACGUGGAUUUGCAGCUGUCGAAGGAGGCGGCGCGGAUGAUUGGAGGGUGUGAAUUAGUUGUUUGUCCUUUUCGGGAAUGGGGACAUGGGAGUAUUAAGGAGGUGGACAAGACGGAGACGGUGUUGGGGUGGUUGUUUGAUGGUGUUUGA
Sordaria macrospora k-hell is the source of this 2412-nucleotide messenger RNA. RefSeq lists its product as uncharacterized. The record is from RefSeq and is a predicted model, not a curated record. NCBI's taxonomy places the organism in Eukaryota, Fungi, Ascomycota, Sordariomycetes, Sordariales, Sordariaceae.